CAUUACGCAAUCCUCUCCCUCCACGAGUUGGUGAACACUAACAGAACUCCGUCCUAGGCCUGAACUUACUUACAUGCUCAACCGACGCACUUCGUUAAUUCAUAUCGUCUCUAACACUCUCGGCGCACAGAAAUUCCAGUUUCAAUGUUACUCCUUUCUCCGCCUCCGAUACACUCCUUUCCCGCCAAUCCGAACUCUCUCUCAACCAUGAAGGCAAAACGACAACCGUACAGGUCAUUUCGUAAGCCACUGCGAGCUAUUAACCGCCGCGGCAAAGAUGUCGAUGCGUUUACUAAGAAAUCUGGUUACAUAUUUGACCUCAGCGACAGAGAAGCCAACUCUUUAAUCGAUUAUGAUAUUGAAAAGAUAGCUGCGGUUUUUAGGAGGAAACCGUUGAUUUUGUUUCGCAGAUUGUUUCAGAUUGCUACCACUUUUGGCCGUUGGUUUGGGGCUCGUUACAUUGAUAGCCUUGCAGAGAAAUCUGAUCAAAUGUUCAAGAUUAGAGCUGCAGAGCUUCGAAAAAUAUUGCUGGAACUUGGUCCUGCCUAUAUCAAAAUUGCUCAGGCUGUUUCAUCUCGGGCUGAUUUGAUACCACCAUCAUACCUUGAUGAACUUUCGCUCUUGCAAGAUCGAAUAACUCCAUUCUCCUCUGAAAUUGCUUUAAAUACGAUAGAACAGGAAUUUGGGUUGCCAAUAGACCAGCUUUUCUCAGAGAUUUCACCAGAGCCUGUUGCUGCAGCAUCCCUUGGGCAGGUCUAUCAAGCAAGGCUUCAACGUAGCGGACAGGUUGUUGCUGUUAAAGUGCAGAGGCCAGGAGUUCAGGCUGCUAUUGCCUUAGAUAUACUAAUCUUGCGUUUUAUGGCUGGAGUGAUAAAGAGAGUAGGAAAGUUUAACACUGAUCUCCAGGCACUCGUUGAUGAAUGGGCAUCUAGUCUUUUUCGGGAGAUGGACUAUAUGAAAGAAGCAAAUAAUGGAGUCAAAUUUAGGAAGCUCUACGGUGAUAUAAAAGACGUUUUGGUUCCAGAAAUGUACAUGGACCUCACAACUCGUAAGGUCCUUGUAAUGGAAUGGAUUGAGGGAGAAAAGUUGACUGAAGUGAAGGAUCUUUACUUGAUUGAGGUGGGAGUUUACUGCUCAUUUAAUCAACUUUUGGAGUAUGGAUUCUAUCAUGCGGAUCCACACCCUGGAAAUCUUCUUCGUACAAAAGAUGGGAAACUAGCUUAUUUAGAUUUUGGAAUGAUGGGUGAAUUUAAACAAGAAUUCCGUGAUGGAUUCAUUGAAGCUUGUCUCCAUCUUGUAAAUCGUGAUUUUGAUGCAUUGUCCAAGGACUUUAUUACUCUUGGGCUUCUUCCCCCAAUUGCAGACAAGGAGGCUGUUACAAUUGCUUUAACAGGUGUCUUCCAAAAUGCUGUUGAAAAAGGAGUCCGCAAUAUUAGUUUUGGAGACCUUUUGGGAAACUUGGGAACUACAAUGUACAAGUUCAAAUUUCAAAUACCUUCAUAUUUUUCUCUUGUCAUCCGCAGUCUUGCAGUCCUUGAAGGCAUUGCUGUCAGUUUUGACCCAAAUUACAAAGUUUUGGGGAGUACAUACCCAUGGAUAGCUAGGAAAGUACUAACUGAUAGCUCACCUAAACUGAAAUCUUCAUUACAAGCUCUGCUUUACAAGGAUGGAGUUUUCAGAAUUGAUCGUCUGGAAUCUCUACUUUCAGAGUCCUUUCGUGCCCGCACUGAAAGGGCCUUGGUUAAACGGCAAAUCGAAGACACUGGUUCCAGAGUUGCUAUCAAGGAAAUACUUUCCUUCACCCUAACUGAGAAGCAGGGUUCCUUUGUGAAGGAGAUACUUCUUCAAGAAGUUGCUAAGGGAUUGGAUGCACUUGGGCUAGCUACACUUGAUUUUUUAACUUCCGCGGCAGCCAUAAGCAUACCCUUUGCUGCUCCCUCUUCUUCGUCUUCAAUGACUGAGGAAGACAUAAUGAACUUGAGGACUUUGCGUCGCCUUAUGCUACUGUUGUCAGGUUCCCAAAAGAAUGGCAGUUCCAUUGAGGAGGUUAAAGGGCCGUACAGGAAUCCGAAUAUAUUCUUGGAAGAAGUAUCUGAUUUCUAUCAACUUGAAUCAGUUCAAGAUAUUCUGCCCGUGCUUUCUGUUAUUCCUGAGCUCCCACCACAGCUGCAACAGCAGGUGCUUCUGUUGCCGGCUGAUAUUGCUGGAAGGUUGAUUUCCCGUGCCACUGCUAGGACUAUCAGGAGGAUGUUUCUGUGAUGUCAAUUUGGCUUCCAGACAAGAAAGUGUCUUUGUUGUGAAUACACACACACACACACACACACACACACACACACACAACAGAAUUAAACCACUUGGCAACUGUUUAUGUUGAACGAGUAGAGGAAGAGAAUCAUAGAAGCUGGGGGCACUUGGUUGUACAAAUUUCUGGAAUAUAGGCAAAAAUCUUUUAAUGUUCCAUUCUCCUCAAACAGAAACGGAAACUCUAUUUAUUUUCAUGAAUUGCAUUUUAUUUUAA
Messenger RNA from Jatropha curcas, 2518 nucleotides. Its product is annotated as Protein kinase superfamily protein. The record is from RefSeq and is a predicted model, not a curated record. Gene Ontology annotation, molecular function: ATP binding; protein kinase activity. Gene Ontology annotation, biological process: protein phosphorylation. Lineage: Eukaryota; Viridiplantae; Streptophyta; Magnoliopsida; Malpighiales; Euphorbiaceae.